AUGGAGCUGGAGCUGCCCUUCAAGAUGGCGGCUGCGGGGAAGGCCGCUAGUCCUCACAAGAGGCCGCAGGGCCGCACCGCCCCUCGCCACGCCCGCCGACGGGAGCACGGGCGGUGGGCGGGGCCCGGGUCCCCGAAUCGCCGGGCAGUGCGGGCGAAACCCGCACAGUCUGUCCAAUGGCGUGUAACGGGCCGGGCCCAUCGCGCACCUGCGGGCCCACUAAUCGAAGCUCAGGCGUCAGAGCCAGUCAAGAACUUGGGAGUGGAGACUCAGCAACGCAAGAGGCUGAGCUCCUCCCUGGGCCCCCAAGAUGACAGCUGGACACAGUCCUUCUCUCUGCUUUUGGGACUUGGCGCUGCCCUCUACUUGGGCUACUACGGGCGUGGGUGGCCCAGGAGGAGGCCACAACUGGUGACUAGGUCCCAGUUUCUGGCCUUCCUGGAGCAACACUGUCCAGUCACUGUGGAGACUUUCUACCCUAUGCUCUGGUGUUUUGAGGGGCGGCUACAAACCAUCUUCAGAGUCUUACUGCAGUCUCCGCCUAUAGUCCCUUACUCAAGGGAAGUUCUCAAAACCCCGGAUAGAGGACAGCUCCUCCUAGACUGGGCCAGCCAGCCUAACAGCAGUCAAUAUCCUGACCCUACCAUCCAGCCCAUUGUAUUACUGCUUCCUGGUGUCACAGGCAGUAGUCAGGAGACAUAUAUCUUGCACCUAGUUGACCAAGCUUUGAAGGAUGGCUAUAGGGCUAUUGUAUUUAAGAACCGGGGCUGCUGUGGGGAAGAACUGCUGACCUACAGGACCUUCUGUGCCCGCAACACUGAAGAUCUGGAGACAGUCGUGAACCACAUAAAGAGCCGCUACUCCCAAGCUCCACUGCUGGCUGUGGGCAUCUCUCUCGGAGGGAUGUUAGUGCUGAACCACCUGGCUCGAAUGGGACGGGCUGCGGGGUUGGUGGCAGCACUGACUCUACCUGCAUGCUGGGAUUCCUCUGAGACCACCUGCUCCCUGGAGACCCCACUGAACUCACUGCUCUUCAAUCAGCACCUCACUGCUGGGCUCUGCCGAGCUGUGAACCGAAACAGAAAGGUGAUGGAAAAGGUGGUGAAUGUAGACUUUGUGCUACAGGCCCGCACAAUCUGCCACUUUGAUGAGCGCUACACAACUGUGGUCUUUGGAUAGCAAGACUACUGUGCUGCCUGUUACCGAGCAGCAAGCCCAAGAACCAAGGUAGAUGCCAUCCAGAUCCCUGGGCUCUGCCUCAAUGCAGCUCAUGACCCCUUCUCCCCAGUCCACGCCCUUCCCCUACAGGCUGCCCAACAUUCUCCCCACGUUGCACUGCUCAUCACAGCUCGGGGUGGCCACAUCGGCUUCCUGGAAGGAUUGCUCCCCUGGCAGCACUGCUACAUGAGCCGCCUCUUGCAUCAGUAUGCCAAAGCCAUCUUCCAGCACCCAGCAGAGCUGCUCAGCCUCAGGGCACCCACUCCUUCUGAGGGAGGCAAAAGCUGA
Balaenoptera ricei (Rice's whale) is the source of this 1506-nucleotide messenger RNA. RefSeq names its product abhydrolase domain containing 1 (gene ABHD1). Lineage: Eukaryota; Metazoa; Chordata; Mammalia; Artiodactyla; Balaenopteridae. Gene Ontology annotation, molecular function: acetylesterase activity; monoacylglycerol lipase activity. The record is from RefSeq and is a predicted model, not a curated record. Gene Ontology annotation, biological process: medium-chain fatty acid biosynthetic process; medium-chain fatty acid catabolic process.